Molecule: messenger RNA, 5114 nt
Organism: Ciona intestinalis (vase tunicate)
Lineage: Eukaryota; Metazoa; Chordata; Ascidiacea; Phlebobranchia; Cionidae
Source: RefSeq, a predicted model, not a curated record
UUAAUGCAAAUAUCAUGCAGGACAUUAGAACUGACUCUAUUCUGUUUAGAUGCGAAACACAUUCUGUUAAGCUAUUCUUGUAAAAAUUACUGAGCUGAAAAUUUUCUUCUAAGUAAAGCGUUUGUGGCCAAAGUUCAAAAUGGAUGAGCUAAUAUGGCAGGAGCACACCUAUGUUAUUGAGAAGGCUCCUGGUGUAGGUUUUGGUAUUGCAAUAAGUGGGGGAAAGGACAACCCUGGUGUACAAAGUGGAGACACAUCAAUUAUUCUCUCUGAUGUUGUAAAACAGGGGCCAGCUUAUGAUAAGCUUAAGAUCAAUGACAUUGUGUUAAGGGUAAAUGGAAGGCCCAUGUAUAAUGUAGCACACCAUCAAGCAGUGAAAGAAUUAAAGAAUGCAGGUCACAGGGUCGAAUUGACUAUUAAGCGUAAAGUUUUGGUUCGAGUUGGAAGAGAGACACCACCUCCUGGGAGGCUGAGUAGAAGUCGUAGCCGUGACUUGGAUGACUUGCCACGGCACCGGUCACGAAGCCGCGACCUUGACCAUUCCCCUGACAGACACCGUUACCGCUCCCGAAGCAGGGAUCUAGAUGACUCAAGGAGACGGCACCGUUCCAGGAGCCGCGACCUUGAUUCUUCAAGACACCGCAGACAGAGGUCACGUGGCAGGGACGUCAGCAGGAGCAGAAGCAGAACCCCACCCAGGAGCAGCCGUAGGGGGCGCAGUUACAGCAGAUCACCCUCAAGGUCAGAUAGAAGGAGAUCUCCUUCAUAUGCUAGCAGCAGUCCAUCAGUGCAUAGAAGCAGAAGGGGAAGAUCUCGUUCAAAAACUCCACCUAGAAGGAGAAGCCGAAGUUUCACACCCAGCAGUCGUAGUGCCAGCCCUGUACGCAGGGGUUCACCUGGUAGAAUGGAGUCACACAAGCCUAUGGAAGACUUGCGUUCUGCCUCACCCCUCUCCCCUGACCCUGACAGUGCAGCAUCAGAUGGGGACAUGAUGGUCUUCCCUGUCAAAAACCGUGAACCAAAGACAGUUGUUCUUAAGAAAACAAGAUGGAACAAUUCAUAUGGUUUGAAACUUGGGACAAGAAUUUUUAUCCAAGAUAUUCAGCCUGGAAGCUUGGCGGAUAAAAGCUCCGAUAUUUCAGCAGGAGAUACCAUUUUGAUGAUCAACGGUCGAAAUGUUGACAACAAAUCUGUCCAAGAAGCGAUUCAAAUCAUUGGACUUAGCAAGGAUAAAGUGACGAUGCUCGUGAAGAAACAGGACGGAGGAACCGUCUCUAUUCCUGCGGAAAGGUUCCGCGCUCCGGCAGCAGAACCUGAUAAACAUGAAGAGGAUCAUAAAGAAGACACAGCAAGUGAUGAGGAAAGUGACCACUCUCGUCGUAGCUCAAUAUCAAAAGAAUCAGAACCUGCUGAGCCUCCAGUUGUACCAGUCCAAGCUAAAGAGCCAAAAGUGGAACCAAAAUCUGAGAAAAAGCAAUUUGGAGGAAUUCGUGUCCUCCCGAUGGGAAAUGCUGCUGCCCAAGAGUCCUCAUCUGACUCCGAGAGCUCCCGCUCCACUCCUGAGCCUGCCCCGAGAUCAAAAAGUGAUGAUGGGCAUGAUCCCCAUUACUCCUUGCCUCCUGCUGAUGAAGAAACUGGUCCAGUUCUUCCACCUACAGCUAGGAAUAUUGACUUUAUUAAGGGCAAAAAUGUUGGGAUAAGACUUGCAGGGGGCAACGAUGUGGGUAUAUUUGUUGCUUCCGUGCAGGAAAAUAGCCCUGCUGCUAAAAAAGGCUUGAAAAUGGGGGACCAAAUAUUAUCUGUAAAUGGAGUAAACUUCCGUAACAUAAUUCGUGAAGAAGCAGUUCUUACAUUGAUGGGUCUUCCUGCUGGUGAAGAAGUAAAUAUCAUUGCCCAACCGCAACCUAAAGUUUACCAAAAGAUCCUGGAGCAUGGAACUGGAGAUUCCUUUUACAUCCGGACUCACUUCAAGUACGAGAAGAGCGGAGAUCAUGAGAUGUCUUUCAAACAAGGCUCUGCAUUCAGGAUAAGUGAUACUCUCUAUCAGGGUAUGGUGGGAUACUGGCUUGCUGUUCGAAUCGGGAGGAAUAACAUGGAAAUUGAAAGAGGAGUCAUCCCUAACAGUAGCAGAGCUGAGCAGUUAAAGAUGGUUCAAGAUAGGAAGAUAGCUCAGAUGAAGGAGCGUGGCAAGGGAGGCAUUGGUCGUCGUUUUGGUAAAAACACUCGAUCUGACGCUCCAUCAAUAGGUGUCAGUUCAAACAUGUUCCCCGCAUAUGAACGUGUCGUGCUACGUGAAGCUGGUUUCAAGCGUCCGGUUGUUAUAUUUGGCCCGCUGGCCGACAUUGCACGUGAGAGGCUUGCAGCAGAUUAUGCAGCUCAUUAUGAAGUAGCAAGAAAUGAAGGAACUGUCAGUGGACAGAAAUCGAACAGGAAAGGCGUUAUCAGGUUGAAUACAAUCAAAGAUAUCAUUGAAAAGGAUAAGCAUGCUGUAUUGGACAUCACACCAACAGCAGUUCAGAAACUGAACUAUGCUCAGCUCUACCCCAUAGUUGUGUUCCUGGAGCCACAAUCCAAAGCAACGGUGAAAGAACUGAGAGCAAAACUGGCGUGCACUGAGCAAGAGAAGAAAAAGAAGCCAGGAAAGUUGUAUGAUAGAGCUACAAAGAUGCAGAGAGGAUAUAGUCACGUUUUCACAGAUACGAUCCGAUUAACAUCUGGCAGUGAUGAUUGGUACCGAAAGCUGUACUCAACUAUUAAAGACCAACAGAGCACACCAGUGUGGGUGUCUGAGGACAAGUUGGGAGGUGGAGGAGAGGAGGACACAGAAGGAGUCACCGUUCCCGGUGAUGAUGAUCAGUUCUCGUACGUCUCCGCUCCUGCAAGUGAUUACAGCGUGACAACCGUGGGAUCGGAGAUGCUGAACUCCUCCAGGAUGUCGGAUGAUGAGGAAGAGGAUCUUCCGCAUAAAUAUCCUCCCAAGGCACCAGCAUCCAGUUCCGAUGAGGAGCAGGGAAACAAAUUUGGUGACGAAGAUUUUGAUGAUGCUCUUAAUGAAUUUGAGGAUGAACCGCCAGUGGAGAAACCAGCUUCUCCUAUGUUAGAACCAGAACCUAUGCCUGCAGCCCCACCUAGGGAGAAGAAACUGAGUAAACAAGCCUCUUCUGCCACGUCAAGCUCCAGCAGCUCGGAAGAGGAGCCACCCCCCCUAGUUGCCCCGAAGCCCCCCUCCUCCAAUCGCGUUAUCACUAAAGUCGAACCACCGAGAGGCAGGCAAGAGAUACCUGCCGGAAGAUUUGACCCACAGUCGUUUUUAAAAAAUCAUAUUCGUGGCUUAAACAAAACGACAACAAAAGAGGAAAACCCCCGUGCCCAACAAGGACCCCCACCCCCUGCACAUCAACCAAUCAGAUCAGUCGCUGCCCCGGUUGCUAGAGAACAACCCCCACCACAAGAAAGACCCCAGCCAUCUCAAGCUCCAAGGCCUGAAGCUGUAUAUGCUCAAGUUAACAAAAACAGACCAACUGCCCAACCUCAGCACAACAACAACAACCUGAACCCCAACCACAAGGUCACCCAAGAGAGUCCAUGGGUCGUGAUUACGCGAGCGAAAUUGAUAACUUUAUUUCAAACGAUCCAUACCGGAGGAAUCCAGCUCAAGAUAACCGGAAUAUACCGGAUAAUAGAUACAAAGAACCCACACCCCAACAACCAGCACAACCAACUCAAUACAAUAGAUUUGCUGGAUCAAGUCAAGCAAAGGCAGAACCAAAGCCUUACCAGCCCUACAGUGCAAACAAGCCACAAGAAUACAGACCCCCAGUUUCAAAUGGAUUUUCAAAUGCUCCACCUAAGUCUAAGUUUGUGCAAGAGAAAUAUAAAGACUACAUGAGUCAAAUUAAACCAAGCUCCAGCACUUCAUACAACUCUGCAUACAACCCGCGACCUUACAAACCAAGUGGCUUUGCCCCCGUCACAACUUCCCACAAGAACGGCCCACUGAAAGAACACAUGUACGACAGUGGUGUUGAUACGUAUGAUAAUGCAAAACCUAAACAACCUGAACCACCUGUUCUCAGCCCCAUUGCUAAUGAUGAGGACGAUCCGCAAGUUGUUGCUACAGCUCGAGGUAUGUUCGACAGCAAUGGGGGGGUGCUUAGUUCCGUUGAAACUGGGGUAUCCAUUGUCAUCCCAAAGGGAGCUAUAAGACCUGGUGUGAGACAGGAAAUCUACUUCAAGGUUUGCAGAGACAACACAGCCCUACCACCCCUGGAUAAAGAUAAAGGAGAAACUCUUCUCUCCCCUCUGGUGAUGUGUGGACCCCAUGGACUCCAAUUCGAGCACCCCGUUGAACUUCGUUUACCACAUUGUGCGUCAAUGACCCCAGACGGCUGGUCUUUUGCUUUGAAAACCUCCGACCCAGGCGAGCCAUCUCAAUGGCAGAACGUGAGCGUGCCCAGUGAAAGCAACAACUACGACGUCGGUAGCAACAGCGUUUCUGUUCUUAUCGACCAUUUCUGAAGUCCGUAAUCUGGAAAAAAAAACUUUUCCGGCAGUAUCACGCGUCAGUUCGCCGGGUGUAAAUAUUGUUCCGACGGUAUAUAUCUCUUCCGCGAGGUUUUUAUUCGAAUGUGCCUAUUUUUGUAUCCAAUUCUUGAAUCAUAACGGUACGAUUCAUGUAUAAAGCUGUAUUUUGUUAUGGUACUGCACAGAAAAUGAAAUUUUUAUUUGUCGCAUGGUUGCACCACGGAUGCUAUUGUUUCGCUUGGGGCUGUAACCCAACGUGGUAUGACUGAUUGUAUUUCAGACCUAAUUGGACACCAUAGUUAUACUACAUAAUCAAUAUGUCACCUUUAAUAUGCAUUAAUGAUAUUGUGAGUGUGUAAAAUGUAGAACAAUGCCCCUUUUCCUUUUUCGCGGCACUCUCUCUCAUCGUGUUCUCUCGUUUUUUCGCAGAUUGUGUUCAUUUUAUAUACGAUCGGUUUUAUCGCUCAAGACGCGUGUAAUAACGAAUCCUGUAAUCCCCUAAUUGAUUUUAUAAAGUGUAUAUGUAUAUAUGGACACGACCAAUUCUGUAAUCCCACAUUCUGUAAAGAAACAUGAACCAAGCACCGAAA